UUUUAUUCAUCUUCUUGCUACUCACGAGUUUUGGGGGAUGGAGCGGGCUGCCAUGAUCGUCCCACUCGUUCUUGCUCUCUGCACGGCGAUGGCAAGCGCGGCAAUCGUCGAGCACACCUUUAACGUGGGCGGCAUGAACAUCUCUCAGCUCUGCACGGACACUGUGAUAUACACGGCCAACGAGCAACUGCCCGGACCAACCAUAGAGGCGACAGAGGGCGAUACGGUGGUCGUUCACGUCGUGAAUGAUUCGCCGUACCCGUUAUCAAUCCACUGGCAUGGCAUAUUUCAGCUGCUGAGCGGCUGGGCCGACGGGGCGCACAUGAUAACGGACUGCUCCGUACAGCCCUCUGGGAACUUCACGUACCAAUUCAACGUCACCGCCCAGGAGGGCACCCUUUGGUGGCACGCCCACUCCUCGCUCCUCCGGGCCACAAUCUACGGCGCGCUCAUCAUAAAGCCGAGAAAUGGCACCGAUGGCUACCCGUUCCCAGCACCGUACGGCGAAAUUCCAAUCCUGCUAGGCGAGUGGUGGAACAAAAAUGUGAACGAUGUGGAGAUUGAUGCGCACUUGACCGGCCUAGGACAGGAUAUCUCAGACGCGCUCACCCUCAACGGCUUGCCCGGGGACCAGACUCCCUGCACAGGUGCUGGCAUCUACGGAGUGGAGGUGGAGUACAACAAGACGUACCUCCUCCGCAUCAUCAACGCUGCAGUCAAUGUGGAGCUCUUCUUCAAGGUGGCCGGCCACAACUUCACCGUGGUAGCGAUCGACGCGAGCUACACGGACCCAUAUGCGACCGACACCAUCGUCAUCACCCCGGGGCAGACCGUGGACGCCCUCAUGACCACCUCGGCGCCGCCGGGCCGGUACUACAUGGCGGCCAACGUGUUCGACAGCAAGACCGUCCCGUUCCGCUUCAACACCGGCACCGCCACGGGCAUCGUGAAGUACGAGGACGCGCCGGACGACGACGCCACGGCAACCAUGCCAACCAUGCCGUCCCAUGAGGAUGUGGUCACCGCCGGCAACUUUUACUGGUCGCUGACCGGCCUCGUCCGUCCUAGCGACCCGCCGGUGCCGAAGACCGUGGACCACGACAUGGUGGUGGAGUUCGGGGUGGACCAGGCGCCGUGCGCCGUGGAGCAGACCAAGUGCCAGGGGUUCGCGCUCGUGGCGUUCAUGAACCGGAACUCGUUCCAGUUCCCCAGGAACGCGUCGCUCCUGAAGGCGCUCUACGAUGGUGUUCAGGGAAGAGUGUAUUCCGAGGAUUUCCCGAGCUCCCCGCCGCCGUUGCCGGGCAUCAGGAGAGCCACGUCCGUGAAGAGGCUCAACUACGGCGACGUCGUGGAGGUGGUGCUGCAGAGCAGGGUGUACAGCAGCGUCCUCGGCGCGGAGAACCACCCGAUCCACCUGCACGGGUUCAACUUCUUCGUGCUGGCGCAGGGCCUCGGGCGCUUCGACCCGAGGGCCAACAGCACGUACAACCUCGUGAACCCACAGGUGCGGAACACCGUUGCCGUGCCGGCCGGUGGGUGGGCCGUGAUACGGUUCACGGCGAAUAAUCCAGGUAUGUGGUUCAUGCACUGUCAUCUGGACGCGCACCUGCCGUUGGGGUUGGCGAUGGUGUUCGAGGUGCUCGACGGCCCGGCCCCGAAUCUGCUUCCUCCGCCUCCCGUUGACUAUCCGAAAUGCUACUGAACGCAACCUACGCAAGUGUGCUAGUUGUACGGUUAUUUCUCUUGUCUACGUGUGUGCGUGCAUGCCUGAUUUGAUAAAUUUUUGAAGCUUUAGUAUACUGUCCUAAGCUUCUGUUCCUGAAUAAAGCUACAGACAUAUGGUUACUGGUUAUCCUCCAAGCUACUACUCACAUUUUAGAAUGACCAACCAUUUGCAAGGAAAACAAAGUUUGCAAAGAAAACAAAGUAGCCGGCUUUUUUUUUCUUAAUUCUUGAUGUGGCGAAGUGCUGUAGUUCUGCUGUAUAUUUGAUUUCUGAACAUCAGUUUUUGCUGUA
Molecule: messenger RNA, 2016 nt
Organism: Brachypodium distachyon (stiff brome)
Lineage: Eukaryota; Viridiplantae; Streptophyta; Magnoliopsida; Poales; Poaceae
Product: laccase-8
Exons: 5
Coding region: 38-1702 (554 amino acids)
Biological process (GO): lignin catabolic process
Cellular component (GO): apoplast
Molecular function (GO): copper ion binding; hydroquinone:oxygen oxidoreductase activity
Source: RefSeq, a predicted model, not a curated record